Molecule: messenger RNA, 561 nt
Organism: Phaeoacremonium minimum UCRPA7
Lineage: Eukaryota; Fungi; Ascomycota; Sordariomycetes; Togniniales; Togniniaceae
Product: putative tpa: arylamine n-acetyltransferase 1 protein
Exons: 1
Coding region: 1-561 (186 amino acids)
Molecular function (GO): acetyltransferase activity
Source: RefSeq, a predicted model, not a curated record
AUGGUCAACCUAGUGACGGUUGAUGGGCAGACAUUCCUGGUGGAUGUGGGAUUUGGAUCAAAUGGCCCUGUGCAUCCAAUACUUCUGGAAUCGGGAUCCAUCAUCAGCAAUAUCGCACCUCGACGGGCAAGGCUCGACUUCAAGAAGCUUGCGCAGCACACCAACCCCAGCCAGCGCGCGUGGGUCUACUCGUCACAAGAAAAUCCCGAUGCUGAAUGGAAGGAAAUGUACUCUUUUGUGGAGAUUGAAUUCUUCCCUGAGGAUUUUAUGGUCAUGAACCUGUCGACUAUGAGUAGACCACAGAGUUACUUCGUCAAGACGGUGCUCGCCAUGCGGACCUUGCUGAAUACGGAGACUGGUGAGACGGAGGGUGUGAUGAUACUGCAUGGGGACUACAUCAAGCGAAAAAUUGGAGAUCAAUCUGAGAUCUUGGAACGACUGGAGAGUGAAGAGCAACGAGUCCAAGCUCUGGCGAAGUACUUCCAGAUCUUCCUCAAGGCAGAGGAGCAGAAAGCCAUCAGAGGGCUUGCUACUGAGCUGAAGAGCACACCAGGUCCAUGA